Messenger RNA from Triplophysa rosa, 1798 nucleotides. RefSeq names its product CMRF35-like molecule 8. The record is from RefSeq and is a predicted model, not a curated record. Lineage: Eukaryota; Metazoa; Chordata; Actinopteri; Cypriniformes; Nemacheilidae. The transcript has 10 exons. The coding region runs from base 164 to 832 and encodes 222 amino acids.
ACUGCUUGUGGUUUGUGAGAAGUUCACACUUGAUUUUCACACACAGCGGCCCUCGACGUCACACGCACAUCAGCGUUUGACCUUCACCACGAGAGACAAACAGCAUUAUUGUGUGAAGUAUGCCAACAAGUAUAUCUGACAGAGAUCUCACAGGAACACUGACAUGAAUCUCUCACUGACACUUUCUGUGUUUCUGAUGUUGGUUGUAGUGGAGGGUUCGCUGUGUGUGGACAUUACAGUGACUGGAAAUGAAGGAGCUGAAGUUCAAAUCAAGUGUCCGUAUUCACAAGGAUUUGAAGAAUGUGGCAAGUAUUUCUACAAAGGCGUUUACAAAGACCGUGUCACUGUACUGUCCAGCGGAGAGAAGACCGUCAACGACAGAUUCUCAAUGCAGGACGACAAGAAAACCAGAACAUUCACAGUGACCAUCAGAAACUUGAUCAUGACAGAUGCCGGACCAUACGGCUGUGAAGCUUGGUGUGUGAUGAGUCGAGACUUUAAUCAAGUUCUUCUCAAGGUGAAUAAAGAUCUAGUGACCUCGUUUACCUCCAAACCUGCCUUUAGUUUCAUUUCUACCCCCAAAACACAAACCCCAUCACCAUCUCCAUCUAUAGACACCAUCACCGCCUGCACAUCCACAGGAAGUACUGAAGGCCCGCUCUCUCAGAUGGACUCUGACUCUCUUUCUGUUGCUGUCGGUCAGGUCGUGGUUCUGCUGGUUCUGCUGAUUCUGUGUGUUGGAUCGUUUCUGCUUCUAAAACUUUGGAGAAAAAAAUGUAGAACAGCUCUGCAUCAGCAAAACGAUCGGAAGAAUAGAGAGACUCGUCUGUGAUCAUCAUCAUCAUCAUUGUGUGUGUGCUUGUGAUUCUGAUCUUCACUGGACUGCUGUUAUUCAUUCUGCUUUACUGCAGGAGAUGUUCAGCUCGAGGUGAUGCACUGAAACAGAGUCACAAUGUCACGUUCACAUCUUGACCACAGACGGCAAUGUUAAUUUAAUUAACACACCAAAGAUCAGAUACAGAGAAAGAGGGCGUGCUCUGUCAAGAGUUCUGAUGGCAGAGAGUAAACGUGAGGACAGGAAACUGCUUGUGGUUUGUGAGAAGUUCACACUUGAUUUUCACACACAGCGGCCCUCGACGUCACACGCACAUCAGCGUUUGACCUUCACCACGAGAGACAAACAGCAUUAUUGUGUGAAGUAUGCCAACAAGUAUAUCUGACAGAGAUCUCUCAGGAACACAGACAUGAAUCUCUCACUGACACUUUCUGUGUUUCUGAUGUUGGGUAAGUCCAUCUUUCCUCGUUCUUUCAGUGGAAUUGUAUGGUAAAGUAAUAAAGGAGUAUAUUAUAAUGAAUCUAAUAAAGUCAACACCAGUGUGGUUGUGUAGUUGUAGUGGAGGGUUCGCUGUGUGUGGACAUUUCAGUGACUGGAAAUGAAGGAGCUGAAGUUCAAAUCAAGUGUCCGUAUUCACAAGGAUAUGAAGAAUGUGGCAAGUAUUUCUACAAAGGCGUUUACAAAGACAGUGUCACUAUACUGUCCAGCGGAGAGAAGACCGUCAACGACCGAUUCUCAAUGCAGGACGACAAGAAAACCAGAACAUUCACAGUGACCAUCAGAAACUUGAUCAUGGCAGAUGCCGGGCCAUACGGCUGUGAAGCUUGGUGUAUGAUGAGUCGAUACUUUAAUCAAGUUCUUCUCAAGGUGAAUAAAGUGCUCUUCAUAUCUGCCCCCAGAAAACAAACCCCAUCACCAUCUCCAUCUAUAGACACCACCACUGACUGCACAUCCACAGGUACA